ACCACCACCACCACCCCAACCCCUCCAACCCUCCCCUCUAACACCCCCAACCCCAAAAAACCCCAUCCCAAAUUCCACCCAACAUUAACCCACCUCCUCACCCCCCUCCACCCCCUCAUCUCCAGCACCACCGGCCACCCGCACCCCGACUUCCCCACCAGCCUGCUAACCUACAACCUCCUCACCUCAUCCCAACUCGACGCCCUCGCGACACACUUCCAUCAGGUGUAUCCCCCGGUGCCGGCGACGUAUUGGUAUCCGGUGAGUAUACCGGCGUGGAUGGGGAGGGAUGGGGAUGGGGGUAAGGGGGUGGAUUUGGAGACGAAGAGGAGGCGGUUUGGAAGGUUUAUUGGGUUGAGGGGGUGUGAGUCGCCUACUUUUACUACUGGUGCAUCGGUUGGGGUUGGGGGGAAUGCAGGGGAUAGGGAAGGGGACGGAGAUGAGGCAAAGGAGAAGGAGGUAGAGGAAUCACCACAGGAGAUGUUGGAACGGAUGGAACGCGAAUGGGUACUGGGGUUGUUGAGGGCCAGGUUUGAGGGGGAUGUGGCGAUGAGGUGGAAGUUUGGG
Molecule: messenger RNA, 567 nt
Organism: Aspergillus ibericus CBS 121593
Lineage: Eukaryota; Fungi; Ascomycota; Eurotiomycetes; Eurotiales; Aspergillaceae
Exons: 1
Source: RefSeq, a predicted model, not a curated record